CUGGGCACCUGAGCAUGUGAUGCGAGCCGCUCUGCUAACCAACUGAGGCGCCGCGCUAACUUUCAUCAGCGCUCUGCCAUUCACACAAAGUGGCCACUGGCGGCUGGUGGCGAUCCUGGGUCAGUCGGAGGUGAGGUCGCGGGUCGACAGGACCUCUUCUAAGGCCGCUCCGGAGUGAAGUCUGCUCGGUGUGAAGUCUGCUCAGUGUAAAGAAUAUCUUCGUGUGACACCUGAGGGGCCUUCGGCUGUUGUGAAUAUUCUCUAAGAACGUCCAGCUAUCCGACUGCCCAGCUGGUCAGGAGUCCUCAGACAUAAGCUUUCAGGACCACUUUGAGCUCACCAUGUCGGUGCGACCACUCCUCACCUUCGGUCUCCUGGUCCUCAGUACCGUCCUCGUGGCGGCCUCUUCCAGUCCUCAGUCCUCCAAGUCCUCCACCGUGCCCGAGAGCACCUCAGCCCGCGACGCGCGCCUGUUCGGUGUGUUCCAGCUGGUGCGCUUCCCCAACGAGCCGUGCUCGACCACCGAGUUAGGCACCAACGGCACCUGCUACCUCGCCGACGAGUGCACUCGCAACGGCGGCCGUGCCAUGGGCACGUGCGCCAGGGGCUACGGCGUGUGCUGCGUCUUCAGUGCCGGGUGUGGAGAGGUGAUCUCACGCAACAGCACCAUCUUCCGCGGGCCGGGGAACCAGACGGCGCCCUUCAACUGCCGCUUGACGGUGGGCAAGGUCAAUGAGAACAUCUGCCAGCUGAGGUUGGCCUUCGAGCAGCUGAGUCUUGCCGGCCCGGACGUUGACGGUGUCUGCAGACAGGACCAGUUCUCGGUGACCGGUGCCUCCUCCUCGCAGCCGCCGGUGCUCUGCGGCGUCAACAGCGGCUCCCACAUGUACGUGGACGUGGCGCCCGGCUCGGGCAGCCAGGUGACCCUGCAGGUGACCACGUCUGGCACCCAGACGGCUAACCGCGACUGGCGCGUCCGCGUGGACCAGAUCGAGUGUAGCAGUCCGUCACUGGCCCCCGCCGGGUGUCUGCAGUACUACACCAAUGUCACCGGCAUGGUGCAGUCCUUCGGCUUCGACACCAACACCAACGGUCCGCAUCUCGCCAACCAGCGCUACGCCAUCUGCGUGCGCACCAACGCCGGCUUCUGCGGAAUCCAGUACGACGCGUGUCCGGCGAUCAACAACUUCACCGUCAGCGAGAGUCUGGGCGCGGUGAAGGGCGCGGCGUGCAACACCGACUACAUCACGAUCGUGGGCGUCACCCCGGAUGGCACCACCGGCACCCCUGAGGACCGCCACUGCGGCACCCAGUGGUCGGGCGACGCCGCCGGUACCUCGUCAUCGGGAGUCACAUUCAGCCAGCCGUUCAUCGUCUACGUCAACUUUGACGCCACCGAGACCACAGUCGAACAGGAGGGCAGCAACCGCGGCUUCUGUCUCAGCUACACGCAGGUGCCAUGCGGCGUGUCGAGUCCGCUGGUCGCGAUCGCUGGGCCGCUCGUCACUCGACCGGUGCCCGUCAUCCAGAGGCCGCACAACCCCUACCGACCCGAGGGGAUCGUGGCGAGUAGUGGUAUUCUGUCCGUGUCCAACCCUGCUGAACAGGACGCUUACGACUACUACAACCAGAGGAGGCCGGGCAACCGCGGCAGGGCGGAGGAUCCCGAGAAACCGGCUGCACGAGGCUGGCAGAAGAGGAAGAACUUCUACUAUGGCUGAAGUUUGAGGUUGCUGGCGUAGUAAGGUCUUCUACGGUCUGCCCAUGCUAGAUGUUGUAAAAAAAAGACAUGCGCUGUAGCUAUUCGAAGUUUGAGCGACUGUAACCUUUUUGAACGCUGCUGCUCAAUGUUAAACUAUCUUUGGUAGGUAUACAUUUUCGUGACUGCAGUGCUAACAUUGAAUCAAUUGCAAGCUUCAGAAACACCGCUUAAGAAGUUCGCCUUGUCUGUGCCGUGUAGGAACUAGAGCAACAUGAUCAUUUUUGUUAUUGCUACCUAUGAGUAUGCAUGAUGCGGCACCUGGUGUGGUUAUAUUUACCGAUACAAGGUGUUAAGCUGCAACAGCACUGAAGCCAACCAAACAACAAUGCAGGCAGUUUUGAUGUGCGUUUCUGGAGCAUGCAUUGUUGCAUGUCGUAUCCCGUUCCUUGCCACAUAUUUGUGCGAUUGCAGCAAGUGAUGUAACACGUUCAGCUCCCUGAACGCAGAGCCACCUCGCCACGCCUGAAGAACCGUUGCAGCUUGUGCAGCAGGUUGUAGCAGAUUUCGGUGGUUCGUGCUAUCAUCCAAAGUGAAUUGCUUCAGGGUUGACAUGCGGCACCAGCCCGAGCGCGUAUUUUCCAGUAAAGCGAUGUACUUUAAUUGUUUUGUUGUCACCAGCCUAUAUCACGGUUUCCGGUUUCUCUCUACGUUUUUGUCAACCCGUUAGUGGCGCUGAUGUAAUUGUGUUUUGUGUGACAGUGCAAAUGAGCGUAUUGUUAUUUAGGUUAAACGGUGGUGGUUGUUUUAGGCCGACAGGCCUGUUCAAAAAGGGAUGUGUUAUCGCAACGAAGGCGACAGCUCAUGCAAUGUCGGCUUUCCAUGUCCGUUGCAAUCUGUCCGGUCGUUUAAGAUUUAUCUCAUCAUGAAUAAAAGUAAUUUUUAUUCUGGAACAUAUGGGAUUUUGAACAGAUUCUCAUCCGUUCGUCGCUGUUCGAUGUUUCAUGCAGUAAAUAAUGUGCCGUUAAAAUAAACCACCAGUGGAAUCUGGUCAGAGGAGACAA
This is a messenger RNA of Amphibalanus amphitrite, 2763 nucleotides long. RefSeq lists its product as uncharacterized. Bases 342 to 1721 code for a protein of 459 amino acids. The transcript has a single exon. NCBI's taxonomy places the organism in Eukaryota, Metazoa, Arthropoda, Thecostraca, Balanomorpha, Balanidae. The record is from RefSeq and is a predicted model, not a curated record.